Molecule: messenger RNA, 801 nt
Organism: Trichoderma asperellum CBS 433.97
Lineage: Eukaryota; Fungi; Ascomycota; Sordariomycetes; Hypocreales; Hypocreaceae
Biological process (GO): dephosphorylation
Molecular function (GO): phosphoprotein phosphatase activity
Source: RefSeq, a predicted model, not a curated record
AUGUCUGCCACCACCACCAAGCCGCCCAUCCCCAAUCUCCGAGACCUCGCCGGCGGCUCUUCCUCCAUCCUCCGCCCCAACCUCAUCCUGCGAUCAGCUGCCCCUCCCACAGUCUCGUCGCCCGAGCUCGAGGCCCUCAACAUCAGCACCGUCUUCGACCUGCGCUCCGCCCUCGAGGCCGCCCGGCCAAACUCGUCCGGCGACGCCGGCAACCCAGAAGCCCCCGAGCAGUGGCCCGGCGGUCCUCGCCGCGUGCACGUCCCCGUCUUCGAGGGCGCCGACUACGGUCCCGAGGCCGUGGCCCUCCGGUUCCGCAAGUACGCGGAUUCGCAUCCCACCGAGGGCUUCGUCACUGCGUACAGGGACAUUGCUAUAGCCGGGGCCCCGGCGUUUGCCACGGUGCUCAAUCACAUUGCGUCGGACGAGUUCGAUCCUGUGGCCCAGAAGCCCAUCUUGGUGCACUGCACAGCCGGCAAGGACCGGACGGGUGUCUUGUGUGCGCUGAUCCUGAGCCUGUGUGACAUUCCGGAUGAGGUAGUGGCGGAGGAGUAUGGUCUCACAACGCAGGGCAUGGCGGCUGCGAAGCCGGGCCUGAUCAAGUACCUGGUUUCGACGCCGGCAUUUGCUGGAGACGAGGCGGGGGCCGAGAGGAUGCUGAGCUCAAAACCCGAAGCCAUGGUAGCUACGCUCGCCAUGAUCCGCAAGGAAUGGGGCUCCACCGAGGGCUUCUUCCUCAAGGAGAGCAAGCUCUCGCCAGACACCAUUACCCGCGUUCGACAGAAGCUUAUCAUCAGCAACUAG